GACCUCCUCCGCCACCGGCUGGACUUAAAGAGACCGGUAAAACAGAUAACAGUAUUGACAUCAGUUGGGAGAAACCGAAAGGCCACAGCGCAUUCGACAUUGAUGGAUACAUGGUUAGUUACAAGACUGAAGCCGAGACACAAUACAAUAACCAGAAUAUUUCGGCGAUAUCGGGGGUGUUAAAUGCAGUAUUAACUGGUCUCGAGAGUGAUACAAUUUACGAGAUUACGGUUCAUGCUUAUAAUAAUGAUGGCGAGGGAGAUAAACUUAAAAUACAAGUCAGAACGGAAAAACCUGAUGAUUCAAGUAAGUGUCCUUAAUGUCCUUAAUGUCCUUACAUGUCCUUAAGAAAAUUAUGUUUGUUUGGUCAAUUGCAUGCACGUAUGGCACAAGUCGAAGAGAUAAAUCUCGCCGGCUGUACAAAAAGAUAAAAGGCUUUUCUUGAAAAAAGUUUAAAUUAAAAACUUUCAGCAAUAAAUUAAUAGAGAGUUUAGAAUAUGAGAAACUCAGUACGCGAAUAUGACGAAAAACACACGCUAAAUUCACAGUGACAGCAAUACGGAUAAUUGUUUAACAUUAACAAAUCCAGAAGUAAAACAUAAGUAACUGUUCAAAAACAGUCCUUGUAUAGAUAACAAAUAUCAUGAGUUUCCUAUUUUGCUCCUUACUAAAAAGUGCAGUACGUUUUAGCUAACUAGGAGACCAGAAGUGAAUUGGGACAAGUCUUAAACCUGGUUUACACUGGUCAUAAGAAUUGGGAAUUUCUAUUGCUGGCGCUCAUUGGUGUGUAAAAUCCUUUGUCUGUCGGAAAGAAAUACAAUGGAUCGCCGACGAAUUACGACCAUUGUGGACCAGGCUUAAGGAUGAAUGUUCGAGAUCGCCACAUUCAUCUUUAUGCCUGCAUGGUUCACAUCAACAAAAACUGAGAUCACGUAAAAAAUAUAUUUCAAUUGCUAAAAAAAUUAACAAAUCCAGAAGUGAAACAUAAGUAACUGUUGAAAAACAAUCUCCGUACUAGAUAACAAACAUCAUAAGUUCCCUAUUUUGCUCCUUAGUAAAAAGUGCAGUACAUUUUAGCUAACUAGAAGACCAGAACUAAAUUGGGACAAGUCGUAAACCUGGUUCACACUGGUCGUAAGAAUCGGGGAUUUCCAUGUCUUCCAUUGUCUGCAUGUGGUCAUUGGUGUAUAAAUUGCUUUGUCUGUCGGAAAAGAAUACAAUACAUCGCCGACGAAUUACAACGAGUGUUAACCAGGCUUAUAUAAAAGCCUGGUUCACACUGGUCGUAAUUUGUCAGCGAUUCUUACGACCAGUGUGAACCAGGCAUAAAGAUGAAUGUCCCAGAUCACCACAUUUCGUAUUCAUUCCAAUUUAUCCCUGCCGUGCUCAUAAACCUUUUAAAGGAAGCGGUAUUUUUUAUGCUAACAUUCUCAUAUUUUGCGUAUGAAAAUAUUUCUUUUUGAUCAUGCAGAUAUCAAUCACGGUUAAUCUUAUUUGAGACGAAACAAGAUGAUAUAACCAACUUCGUCUAACGACCAUAUAAGUGCGUCGCCAUAUUGUUCAAAUGAUUUAGCUUCGAAAAAAAUGCCUUUUCAAGUUUCUUACCAGCUUCCAAAAUUUAGUGAGCAUUCGUGUUUUCGUUUUAUGUAAAACCUCAGCCAAUGAGUUGGUAUGACCAUUUCACAGUUGGCUGUUUCCCAAUUAGGAACUGAGAAUCUUUGAAUUAAAUAAUAUUUUAGAUUAACCAUUAGAUUUGAAAUUAUUGAAAUUAUAAAUCAUCAGAUUUGAAAUUGUACGUUUCUCGUCUCAUGUUCAAAUAGAGUUAUUUUAAGAGGAGAUUUUUUACGAACUCGCGUAUUUGGCGCUCAAAACCAAUCAGAUUGCCAGAAUGCUGACACAGAAUAAGGUACCUUUUAGGGCCUGUUCAUAUGAUCCCGCUUACCGGGACGUCUCGCUUACCGAGACGAAUAUUUCCGUGCGUUCAUAUGGAGUAUUUCAUCCCGCUUGCCGAGAUGAAAUUACAUUGUAGUUCUAUAAUUAGCGUAUGCAAAACUUCUACAUUUCAGUCAAGCAACACAAAUACUUAGCGAUUUUAGUGUUUUUCUUCGUUUAUUUACAAGAAAAAGUAUUGCUUCAGGUGGUUAUUUAAUACUUGUUUACAAAACAAACUUCAAAAACUCAUUAAUAAUUCAUGAAGCAAUUAUCCAAUCUUGAGUAAGAAAUUAGUCAUGUGCAUACGUCUUUAUACCAGCUAAAGAACACUUUAACAAAAGGCCAUUGUUAUGCAAACUAUAUAAAGAUUUUUAUAUAAAGAUUUUUAUAUAAAGAUUUUUAUAUAAAGAUUUUUAUAUAAAGAUUUUUAUAUAAAGAUUUUUGUAUAAAGAUUUUUAUAUAAAGAUUUUUAUGUAAAGAUUUUUAUAUAAAGAUUUGACUUAUUAUGCAUACGUUUUUGAAGUCAUUUAAAAAACUCGCGGGUCGUGUUUUAUUAGGUCUAAAGCCACUCGCGCUGCGCGCUCGUGGCUUUAAACCUGAUAAAACACUCCCGCUCGUUUUUUAAAUAGUACAUAAAACCAAGUAAAAAGUGUUAAAUUAAACCGGCAAGACUUGUUUCACUUCAUCCCGGUAAGCGGGCUGGCGUGUUCAUAUGGAAAAAUUUUCAUCCCGCCUACCUAUGAUAUCGGCAAAUUCAAACGAGAUCUCGGCAAGCGGGCCAGCUCGCUUUCUCAUAUGAACACAAUGCAAAAUUUUAUAGGAAAAUAGAUAGGCGGCGAGAUCAUCGGUAAGCGAGACGUCCCGGUAAGCGGGAUCAUAUGAACAGGCCCUUAUUCUGUGAUGCUGAGAAGGCGAUAGAACAAUGCUGGCAAUAUGGCGGCGUCGUUUCGUGUCGAGGUGUGUAUCGUUUGAAAAUGAUGCAGUUUUUAACGCAAAUGACAACUGUAUGGGGAGAUUUUUGAUAGAUAAUUAGUCAAUUUAAUCUUCAAGAAGUAAGGAGAAUAAGAUGGAUUUAACAAGAUGAAUUUAUGAUAAACAAAGAAUUACAAGCGAUGCAAUGUUUAGUGGCAUUUGUUUUGACUGGACUGUCAUGCAUGGAACCUUGGAAGGUAUGGUUGAAUUUAUACUAAUUUUCUAGCCAAUAACCUGCUUCUGAUCAGAGUAGAAAAUUUUAACAGAACUAGCGUGUUUGUCCAACAUUAAUUUUGCAGAUUUUUACGAACGAUUUCAAAAUUUACUGAUUUAUUUGGAAAGGUGAUUAAAUGCAGCAUGUUUGGCUAUAGCUUUAAAACUAAAUGGAAAUAUUGAACAACAGUAUAUGUUCUGUUUUUUAAGAUAUAUGUUCUGCAAUUAAAUGUAUCGAUUUUAAAAUCAAAAUGCUAGAUAGGUUUGAAUUUAGUUUUUACUGUUCUUGCCAAAUGUGACUUAAAUUGGUUCAUAAUUUGGUAAAACAUAAUUUCAGCAGUUAUAAAUCAUCCGAAACUGCUUCUGAUCUAACUAAAAUGUUCUUCACAAUAGACCCUGGGUCUGAUAGUUUGCAAAAAGUAUAAUUUGAUUCAAAUUUGAGUGGUAGGUCCAAGGUCGUUUUUUAACAUUUUUAAAAUCAAUCGAAAUUACAAUAUUCACAGUGUUUAUUUACUUGAACAGCCCAAUAUUUAUAUUUUUCCUUGGAAAAUCAUGCGAGAUAUCAUGUUUUGUCAUAUGGACAUAUCACUUAUUACAUUUUUCACUAUCCAUGUUGAUUUAAAAUCUGUAUGAACCUUUUUAUUCCCAAAAUCCAUCAAGUACUGGUACUGUAUUAUUUGGCAGAAAUGGACGUUUAACAGUCUACUCUUUGCCAUCAAGUUUAACUAUUGAAAAUUAGCCCAAAACUGUUUCUAAUCAAACUAAUUUCUCUUUAAGGAUGAGGCCUGGGUAUAUUAGUAUGGGUAUAAUUUGACUCAAAUUUGAGUGGUAGGUCCAAGGUCGUUUUUUGACUUUUUUAAAAUCAACCAAAAUUACAAUAUUCACAGUGUUUAUUUACUUGAAAUGCCCAAUAUUUGUAUUUUUUCUUUGAAAAUUGUGUGAGAUAUUAUGUUUAGUCAUAUCGACGUAUUGCUUAUUCCAUUUUUUCACUAUCCAUAUUGAUUUAAAAUCUGUAUGAACAUUUUUAUUCCCAAAAUCCAUCAAGUACUGGUACUGUAUUAUUUGGCAGAAAUAGACUUUUAACAGUCUACUCUUUGCCAUCAAGUAUAACUAUUGAAAAUUAGCCCAAAACUGUUUCUGAUCAAACUAAUUUAUCUUUAAGGAUGAGGCCUGGUUAUAUUAGUUUGCAAAAAGUAUAAUUUGACUCAAAUUUGAGUGGUAGGUCCAAGGUCGUUUUUUGACAUUUUUAAAAUCAACCAAAAUAUUAAAAAAUUUCAUAAUAAGCCUGGUUCACAUUGAUCGUAAACAUCAGCGAUGCCCAUUGUCGGUGGUGAUUGAUGCAUAAAAUGUUUUGUGCAUUUUCUUCUUCGUUGCUCACAGACAAUGGAUCGUAGAACAUCGCCGAUCAAUGUGAACCAGACUUAAGGCUGUUUUGAAGGAUAUGUGAAUCUAAUGUGCACAGCUGAAAAGUGCUGCAGAACUGUUCCUGAACAAGCUAAAUUUAAAUUGUCUCACAUAUGAAGGCUGGGGUAUGUUAGUUUAAGUGAUAUGUCCCUUAUUAGGCUAGUUGUAGUGCUAACCAUGCAAACCCAGCUCUCAUAUAAAAAUCCUGCAUGUCUGAACCUCUUUAUUUAACUCAUUCAGUGUUUUUUUCUUAUUAAUUUCAUUUAAAAUAAACACAUAUAGUACGUGGGUCAUAUUAGAAUUCUACCAGGCCAGGCAUAAAUUAGAUCAUGAAUAUACACAGUAUAUCAUAAUAAAUUUGCAAAAAUAUCAAAUUUUCUAAGAAGAUCUUUUCUUGCAGGUUAACAAAGAAAACAAGAAAUGAAACAAGAUGAAAAUGAAUAUUUAUUAAAUCACAGAUUGUGAUACAAAUUUAAUUAUGAUACAAAUUUAUAUAUUUGUGUGGAUAUUACAAAAAGUUUAUAGGAUGUACAAAAUAGUGAAAAUACUCUACAAUGUACAUUUGUCAGACAUCUGUCUUCAUAAUCAUAUCUUUAAGGUUGUAAAUUUAAAAAGUAAUAUCCCAGAGAUCUGUAAAAAUAUACUUUCAUUGUUAACUCAGAGGGAAAGAAGUAUUCUUUUGUGUGGCAUCGGGAUUGAUUUACUUGGGGCAGAGGGGGGUUCAGUGUCAAAUCUUUUGCAAUUAUCAAACUAAAAAGGUCUUUAUGACCUUAUGGGAAACUUUGUUUUUCAAAACAUUGAUUGAGCCCAAGGGUGGAUUUUUAUUUUUUUAAAGGAGGGAUAAAAAUGUCUAGUGGGGUGCAAGUGGCCAAAUAGAUGGGGUGAGUUUCUAGGGGGGUGGGGGCUAACUGCCCUCCCCCCCCUGUAUAUGUGCCAAUGCUUGAGCCUGUCGGGGGCCAUGGUGAUGAUGCAUCCUGCCUCAUCAGGUCAGGCCCUGCUUUAUGACCAGCCCCAGUUUAGCAACCCUCGCACGACAUCAAGUUAUAUGCAUGAGGAAAAGUAGGUUGUUUUAACUAUUAUUUCCACUUGCAAUUGUCACCUACAUCCCAUAUGAAUUUGUAGUUUCCAAUUACUUUAGUAUAUUGUAUGACUAGCAUGGUAUACCUGAAGCACUGCAACAGCUGCAUGUGUACAAAACAGUAUGAAGUUUAAAAUUACAGAUAUGCAUGCUAUGUGCACUUGCAGUGAAAUGUUUUUUAUAAUAUGGACAUGCAACAGAGCAAAAAUUUACAAAUGUUCAAAUUCUUCCUUGAAAAUUCAAAAAUAGUGCUUUAAACUUUUGCAUGUACCUACUGUAUAUUAACGAGUUAUGAACAGGUAGGCCAUCAUUCCAAAGACGAAAGCUGUCACUUUCAAUCAGUUUAAUAUUAUAAUAGCUUUAAAUUACGCUCACUCCUGAGUCCGAUACAUGUGCAUAUUUACAUAAUAACCCCCGAGCCGGCGGCGCGAAGCGCCGUGCGAGGGUACUAAUUCCCCCCGGCUAUUUACACCCGGGGAAACGAAAGCAUUAGGGAAGUCUAAAGUUCAUCAAUGAGCGCGGGCGUCGGUCACCAACGAUGGGUGGUCAUCCUCACUGAUCUCAAAAAUAUGGCGGACUGUCAUAAAUAACGGACACUGAUUGGUCCAAUUCAAAGUUUGCAUUAUAACGGCUGCAUGACGACAGCGAAAUAGCAAACAUUUCUUGAUUUGAUGAGUUGAUGAUUGAUAAAUUUCUUGCAAAUAUUCUUCAUUUUUGCCCGUAUUUCUGCAAGAUUUUGUAAAUUUCAAGAAAGAAAGGGCGAAAGAAUCAGCUAAAAGAAGGGAGCCGACGUUAACGAAGGUAAGUUUGUUUUAAAUAUUGAUUUUAUAAUGGCUUUAAAACCCGACGGCCUUUGCGUAUAUGAAACAACUAAACAAGACAGCAUAUAAUUUCAGUGUAUCUUUAAUAUUGAUUCCCUUUUUUAUUAUAUUGAAUUUUUUAAAUAAAAAAUAAAGCAAAGUUAUUUGCAAACGAGAAUUUGAAAUCAUUUUAUUGCAAACUCAAAGUUUAUCGAUAAAGCCAUUUAAUAGUUAAAGGCAGUUUAGUUUUAUCAUGGAUAAUAAAUCAUGGUUAUUUUACAAUCCAUGGUUUUAUAAAGAACACUUUAAAACGUUUUGUGAAUUGUUUGUGGUUGAAUUUUACCUUAAAUCGAAGCUUGUAUUACGUAUAAUUACAUACCUAACAUAAAUAUGUUGGGAAAUUGAUAAUUUUGUAAUUAAAAGUGAUAUUUUUAGGCGAUUUUCAUUUGUAAGAAUAUUCUUAAAAAAUUAUCGUGUUACCAUGACAACUACUUUAGAUACUUCAUGUUCGAAAAAUACAACGGUUUUGUCAGCAAGGCGAGGGUUUCUGCAUGCAUGUAUUUUCUAGUAAUUUAAAUAACACCUACUAAGUACGAUAUUACACUUACCAUGUUAUCUUUCUUUAUAUUUGGCAAUGUUUUGCCUCGUGAGACAGCCAAAAAUCCAGUAAAAUUCUGUUAUUUUUCUUCGCCAAUUUUGAGAAACUUUUAAAACCAAGAUGACGGCGCAGCAUUUUUUCGCGAAGACCUGGUCGCUAAGUUUUGAGCGCUUUUCGAAAAAAAUACGCGACUUUGUAAAAAAUCUCCUCUUAAUAAUUUUAAUAUACAGGGUGUAUCAAAAUAAACGCAAUUCAUCUUUUGUGCUUAAUAACUUUCGAAAUACUAUAUCUAGUUAAACGCUUUUAGGCUUACUUCAAAGCCUGUUCUUUUCUCUUUCAAACAAACUAUUAUCUUUGUCUCCAAUGCUAGUAAUAAUUGCACAGGAAAAGAUUUAGUAAAACCUAUCAUUUUUAGUUGCUGUUUAAUUAUGCAAGUUUACUAUGUUAUUGUUUAUUCAGUUUAAAUGUUAGAAUUUUCUUCUUUAAACUUUAAUGUUGUCAUCACUACAUCUGGAAAACCACUUAAGAACAAAUUAAAAGUAUUUUAAAAGAGACCAGGUUGUUUGAAAAUCCUAAACGAAUGCUAAAAAUCGUCAAAACAUUCUGGUGUCUGAGCCAGAAUGUCAUCGAAUUGCGAUGUAAUGUAAACAGAAAUUAUAGCAAGUUGAUAUGUCAGUCAGCUUAGAUGAUCCAAGCCAAAAUUAUAUCGCAUUUGAAGUUUCAAACUGAGUUAAAAAUAGUGGAAGAAAAGCCGUAAUUAUACUUAUUGUUACAAUCCAUUUAAUAAAAUGCAACAUUUUUUUGUUUUAAUGAAAAAUCAGUUAUUUUCAUGAGAACGAUUUGUUAUUCCAUCUCAAUUUUUUUAAUCUCCAAUCGCAAUAACGUAAAGUAUCAUUACCCGCGAACCAAUGAGUCAAAUUUAAGAAACAACCCACUGUUAGAAAGCUGAAUGGCUACGCUUUAAAAUGAAUGUAAACUUUAACGUUUUCGUCUAUUAUUUGUUUAGCAAUUUACAUUUCAGUCGAGGAUUGCGCUUUUUUUGAUACACCAUGUAGAGCAGCAAGUUAUUUUGCAUCAUGUAACUGAGUUUUAUAAUAUAUAAGUGUGAUAUAUAACAGACGAUUUGAUUGGCUAAUGCGCGUGCAUUGUGACGCAAUAAUGCACUGUGAUCUGUGGCACUGGUUUGCUCUUUCUUUGUUGAUGCUCUUUCUCUCUUCAUUACUGCUUUUUAGCCAAAAAUAUAAACAAAAUAAUAGAGCUUUUAAAUUACAAAAAUUACCAAAAAGCAAGAAGGAAUAGACCAAAGAAACAAAGCAAAUUUUUAUAGUUCUGCGUGUAAAAUUAACCGGCUUGGCAUUCGUCGAAUUCGUUGUUGUCUGGACAGGUUUUGGGUAAAAGAGUGCAAAAUAGCCGAGAAAAAACUUGAAAGAGAUACAGGAAUACCAAAUACAGUACAUACAAAAAGGCAAACAAAAACUGAAUAUACGUGAUUUAGAAUACUCGACUACGCAAAAGGCUACGCCUCGUAUUUUACAUGCUUGUCUCGUAUUCUCUUUUUCUCAUAUUAUAAAUGAAAUAGAAAACGCGUCUAUUAUCGCACUAUAAACGCACGACGAUGGGAAUGUUGGAAGAAUGCGACUCGUUUUCUAUUUCUAUGUCAGUGUAGGCAGUGUCAGUAAUAGGAAAGCUGCCCAUUGAUAAAGAUACAACUACCCGAGAAAUGCGAGGAUAAAUUCUACGUUUUGAGCGAAUGCCCAACUAUAACUCCCGGGCCGACGACGGAUCUUUAAUACAAAUAUAUAAAAAGGGUAAAAAAAAAUGCAAAAAGCUCAUACGCACGAUAUCAGCUUAAACCAACAGUGGCUAAAAUAUUUUUACCUCUCACAGGAACAUGUGAAUCUCAACAAUGUCCUGGAAAUUCAACAUGUAAACAAUUGACGGCUGACACAAUAUCAUGUCCUUGUAAUGACGGAUAUUAUUAUGAUGGAGUGAGCUGUAAAGGUACAGUAUGUUGUUGUUAAAAUAGUAAUGGUUAUUUAGUACCUUGCAUCCUGCAAAUGCUGCAUGUGUAACCGUAUAGAUCAUACAUUUGCAAAAUAAAGAUGGAUUUUAUUGUGUAUACAUUGUAGCUAUAACCUGCAUAUGAUGUGUCGCCUGAUAAAAGGCUGGAAUAAGAUAUUUUAUUAAUCUGUAUUGGAUUACUUGUUUCUGUUUUUCUUGACAGGCAUUAUUUUGUACUCUGCACAUGAUGUUAAACACGGUCACUUGAUCAUCGUGACUGUUAAGUUUAUUUAAUUAGCCAAUUUUCCCUGUAAUUUUCAUUUCGUCCUUCAUAACAAAAACAUUGUUAUUUAUUCAGUCAUGAAAGAAGAGGAUGGACAUUAACUAUAUUUCUAACAAUAUUGUUUCAUAAAUUGCCAAUUGCCCUUUUUAUUUCAGAAUUUAUAGUGAUAAAAGUUGCAGUAACUUUGGAGGAAGAGUUUACUGAAGAGCUAAAGAACACUUCUUCGCCAGUUUAUCAAGAAUUGGAAAGAUAUAUCACUGUAGAGGUAAUUAUGGAUGGAAUAUUGUUAGAAAAUUGCCACUUAUUAAAAUUACAGUAGUUUCCGGAACUCCGCUAGAAUAAAACUCUUAAGUCUGUUAAUUGUAUGUAUAGUUAGAUGAAAACUUGUAUAUAUAUGUAAUUCAUUAUGUUUGCCUGCAUGAUAAUCUACAUUUCAGAUAUUCAUCUUCUGCGACUCAGCUUUAAGGAGUAGAUUUUUUAAAGAACGAGUCACAAACACUACUUGAUCACAUUUGUCACAAAAAGCAGUCACAGAACACGUUCAAAUGUGGAGUUUACUAGUAUAUUCGUUUGGUGAUCAACCUUUCAGGUUACAUAUAGGCUAUUUAAAUUUAUUUUCCUUCAUUGAAAGCAUUAUAUCUGUAACCCAAUGAAAAUUUUGCAUGUUAUUUGACAUAUGAAUUCUCUGGUUGUUAUGAAAAAUUUAUUUCACGAGUAAAAUUACUAUUUAUAAUACACAUGUGUAUCAUUUACUGUUCCAAUGCAACAAAUAAAUAGCAAUACAUUUUCAAGCGAAAUAGAAUAAAAUAUAUAUGAUUAAUUCAUUUAUUCCUAUUGGUACACUAUGUUGCUUUUUUAAGCUAUAUGAAACAUUUAAAGACACUCCAAACUUCCAAGAAGUAGUGGUCUUGGGAUUCAGGUAAUCUUAAAUAAACGAAGGUCUGUUAUAGACGGUGAACUUUUCAUGCGUCGAACCUAAUCAAAUUCAAUAGGGCAAAAGUUUGGCGACCAAUUUAGACGUCAUACUUAAUUUACCAUGCAAAAGAAAAAGACACUAUACCAUAAAUUCCAGUGAUAAAUUGCAAAUAAAUCAUAAUCAUAUGAUGUGCGUUAAAAUAAUUUAUACAUUAGGUUGAAGGAAUGAAAAUCACGGCGUCUAAACACAUCUAUUGUCGAAUCUGCGUUGAAUAUUACGCCAUGGCUUGCGGUAUUUUGUGCCAUGUAUAACGUAUAAUGAAAACCGAAUUAAAUGAUUUACAGCUAUUGCAAUUAAGGUUCUCUACGAGCAAAGCGGAAAAGUUGAAUACGAGCGCGAAAGGCUGCUGGGAAUCCGUUACAAAUUAAUAAAUUUUCAAAGAAAUUCCCAGCAACCUUUCGCGCUCGUAUUCGACUUUUCCGCUUUGCUUGUGGGCAAUCUUAAUUGAGGCCUAGUUUCAGAAUAUAA
Paramuricea clavata is the source of this 10725-nucleotide messenger RNA. NCBI's taxonomy places the organism in Eukaryota, Metazoa, Cnidaria, Anthozoa, Malacalcyonacea, Plexauridae. The record is from the annotation of a GenBank genome assembly.